Molecule: messenger RNA, 628 nt
Organism: Pteropus alecto (black flying fox)
Lineage: Eukaryota; Metazoa; Chordata; Mammalia; Chiroptera; Pteropodidae
Gene: CNRIP1
Product: cannabinoid receptor interacting protein 1
Exons: 3
Coding region: 1-498 (165 amino acids)
Biological process (GO): negative regulation of signaling receptor activity
Cellular component (GO): plasma membrane
Molecular function (GO): type 1 cannabinoid receptor binding
Source: RefSeq, a predicted model, not a curated record
AUGGGGGACCUGCCCGGCCUGGUGCGCCUCUCCAUCGCUCUGCGCAUCCAGCCCAAUGAUGGCCCAGUCUUCUUCAAGGUGGACGGGCAGCGCUUCGGCCAGAACCGCACCAUCAAGCUGCUCACCGGCUCCUCCUACAAGGUGGAGGUGAAGAUUAAGCCCAGCACGCUGCAGGUCGAGAACAUUUCCAUUGGUGGUGUGGCGGUCCCACUGGAGCUGAAGUCUAAAGAGCCUGAUGGGGACAGAAUUGUUUAUACGGGCACAUACGACACAGAAGGUGUAGCCCCAACCAAGAGUGGAGAACGGCAACCCAUCCAGAUCACCAUGCCGAAGUGCCAAGAACAACCACCUCAGGGAUCUCUUGUGGGCAUGAGCACAUUCUUCAGUGUAUGCCAUCUCAAAGAACAAAUGUUCUUUGCUUUUUUUUCAGAUUGUUUGCUUUGUACUCUAAGAGAGGGCUUCUUGCGGGCCAUCAGAAUUAUCUGGGAUGUUUGUUAAAAUGUAGGUUCCUGCACUCCGCCUUUUCAGACCUGCCAAAUUAGGUGAACUCUGAGAGAAAAAUUCAAAACAUCUGCAUCUUAAGAAGAACCUUAGAUGAUCUUUAUCACAGUAACAUUUGGAAAUCACU